AUGGCUGGUAAUGCGGCGGCGGCGGCGGAAGAGUCCGGCGAUUUCGAUUUCCUGAUCGUGAGCCAUGAAAAUGGUGGGAUUCUUGAUCUGUUCAAGUUCCUGGCUUUUAACAACCCAGAUAGUGGUGCGAAGUUUCUCAAAACUUUUCGCGGCGGCGGCGGCGGCGGUAGGGCGGUGGUGCAGGAAGAUGUACUAUUUGGCGAUGGCGAUCACAGGUGGGUGAUAGUUGUUUCUAUUAUUGUCAGGAAAAUUAUUAAGGUUCUCGGCAAACCCAUGGAGUGGUUCGGCUAUGUUGUCGAGUUCUUUCUCAAUCUCUUGUCUCUCAAUGGCAACUUCCUCGGUUUGCUCUCCAAUUUUCUCCAUGGAAAAGUUGUAAUGCCGAAAAGGGGUUCCGAUACAUUCAUAAGUGCAAUAGGGCAUUUAGAUGGUCGUAUAGACCUGUUCAAGAUGGAGUCACCCUCGAACGAAAUUAAUCAAAAUGAAUUAGAUAUAAUGACCGGAAAUCGGGCCCUAAUGGACCUCUGUAUGAUGGCUUCCAAAUUAUCGUAUGAGAAUGCUAAGGUUGUCAAGAAUAUCGUAGAUCUUCAUUGGAAGAUGCAUUUCGUGGACUUCUACAACUGCUGGAAUGAUUAUCAAAAAGAGAGAUCGACCCAAGUUUUCAUAAUGUGCGAUAAGCCAAAAGAUGCGAACUUUAUACUGGUUAGCUUCAGAGGCACAGAGCCGUUCGAUGCUGAUGACUGGAUCACCGAUUUCGACUACUCAUGGUACGAAAUACCUAAACUAGGUAAAGUGCACAUGGGGUUUCUAGAAGCUCUAGGUUUAGGCAACAGGCUCAACGCCCCGACAUUCCAAGCCCACCUUCAAUCAAGAAAAGUCAAACCUUCCAAUUUAAACGGUGGCGAUUCUUCUAAAUCUCAUCUUUCAUCACCCACCGUCGGAUCAAGCCAGUCUUCCGAUUCAGCAACAGAGGAGGAGGAGGCUCUCGUGCCUGUAAUGGGAGGAGAAAUGACUGCAUACUAUGCUGUUAAAAGUAAGCUCAAGGAAUUGCUCGAAGAAAACAAGAACGCGAAAUUUAUCGUCACGGGCCAUAGUUUGGGUGGGGCCCUCGCAAUAUUAUUCCCCACGGUGCUAGUUCUGCAUGGAGAGGAGAAACUGAUGGAACGGUUUUCGUGUGUCUACACUUUCGGACAACCUAGGAUUGGUAAUGGUGAGCUCGGUAAAUACAUGGAAGCCCAUCUCGAAAAACCCGAGCCCAAAUACUUUAGAAUGGUGUACUGUAAUGAUCUUGUUCCGAGGUUGCCUUACGAUGACAAAACCUUCUUGUAUAAGCAUUUCGGCGUGUGCAUAUACUACAACAGCCUCUAUAUCGAGAGAAAAGUGGAAGAAGAGCCGAAUAGGAAUUACUUUGGAUGGAGGUUUCUGAUUCCGGAGUAUUUGAAUUCGGUGUGGGAAUUGGUGAGGAGUUUUGUAACGGGAUAUGUGUACGGAUCGGAAUACAGGGAGAGCUGGGAAUCGUUUAUGCUGAGGGUGGUGGGAUUAGCAAUUCCGGGCCUUUCUGAUCAUAGUCCGGUUGAUUAUGUGAACUCGAUAAGGCUUGGAAGAAGGAGAAGCGUUGAAAUGACGUCGUUUUGAAUGGCUCUAAAAAUAAAUAAAUAAAUAAAAUAAAAUAAAGAUAUGUAGUUACUGAUGUGUUAUUUGUGGCCGGGUUUUGAAUAAAGAUUUCUCCUUUUGCUUUUUUCGUGUGAUUUUGUACGGUUUGUAAUACAAACUUCGUGAUUCUUCUUCCCCGGUUGCUGGAAUAACGAGAAAGGAAUAUUGAGUGAAUAUUCUGUCAAAAUGAGAAACUUGGAAAUUGUAAAUAAAAAUUUAUAAAUUGAGAAUUACUGG
Erythranthe guttata (spotted monkey flower) is the source of this 1887-nucleotide messenger RNA. Its product is annotated as alpha/beta-Hydrolases superfamily protein. Gene Ontology annotation, molecular function: triacylglycerol lipase activity. The record is from RefSeq and is a predicted model, not a curated record. Gene Ontology annotation, biological process: lipid metabolic process. Lineage: Eukaryota; Viridiplantae; Streptophyta; Magnoliopsida; Lamiales; Phrymaceae.